This is a messenger RNA of Stegostoma tigrinum, 2240 nucleotides long. It is a transcript of the gene clybl, whose product is annotated as citrate lyase beta like. Gene Ontology annotation, biological process: regulation of cobalamin catabolic process. The record is from RefSeq and is a predicted model, not a curated record. The coding region runs from base 47 to 1153 and encodes 368 amino acids. Gene Ontology annotation, molecular function: (S)-citramalyl-CoA lyase activity. The transcript is spliced from 9 exons. Lineage: Eukaryota; Metazoa; Chordata; Chondrichthyes; Orectolobiformes; Stegostomatidae.
GCGGCCCUCCCUCCACCAAUCAGCGAGGGCUCCUACCCGCGUUAAGAUGGCGGCUGUGAGGAUCAGGGAGCUGCUGAUCUCCAAUGUAACCAGAUGGUUUUCUCCACAACGCAAUGCCUGCUUCAGAACUGCUGACAGAGACAUUUAUUUAAGAAAGUAUACCAAGUCAUGCCGUGCUCUCGGACACGUGGAGUGUUGUCACUAUACCUGCCGUGCAAACACCAAGCGCAAGUAUGUACCUCGGAGAGCUGUGCUGUAUGUACCUGGGAAUGAUGAAAGGAAACUCCACAAGAUAACCAGUCUCGAUGUAGAUUGUGUUGUCCUUGACUGUGAAGAUGGUGUUGCAUUAAACAAGAAGGAAGAAGCUCGGCUCACAAUCACAGAGAUGCUCAGUCGACCCCACAUAGGCCGCACAGAUCUGUGUGUGCGAAUCAACUCUGUCUCUAGUGGCCUGGCUGAGCUGGACAUGGAAGUUAUCUUACAAUCUAAAGAACUUCCUCCAACCUUGAUGCUGCCUAAAGUGGAAACUGUCGAAGAAAUCAAAUGGUUUGCAGACAGAUUUGCAAAAUACUCAAAGGGUCGGACAUUCAAGGAACCAAUGAAUUUAAUAACUUUUGUCGAGACUGCAGUCGGAUUGCUGAAUUUCAAGGAAAUGUGGUUUUUCUUGAAGGCUGGAUGUGAAGAAGCACAGCAUCUUGGUAGCCGUGCGGGCUUCCAACUCGAUGGAGUGGUAUUUGGGUCAGAUGAUUUCUGUGCCAGCAUAGGUGCCACCAGAACUAAAGAUGCUCAGGAACUUGUUUACGCAAGGCAGAAGGUUGUUGUGACGGCAAAAGCAUUUGGUCUCCAAGCCAUAGAUCUUGUCUAUAUUGACUACAAAGAUGAUGACGGCCUUUGCAGGCAAUCAAGAGAGGGUGCUUUGAUGGGCUUCACUGGUAAACAAGUGAUUCACCCUAGGCAGAUUCCAGUUGUACAAGAAGCAUUUUCGCCAAGUCCUGAGAGGGUAAAAUGGGCUCGAGAACUGAUUGAAGCUUUUGGAGAAUAUCAAAAACUGGGAAAGGGAGCCUUCACUUUUCAUGGAAGCAUGAUCGACAUGCCAUCUUUGAAGCAGGCACAGAACAUCAUUACAUUGACUUCAACCAUCAAAGAAACAUAAAACCUCAAGAGGAGAUAAAUUUUGCCGUAGAUCGCUUAGCAAAUGCAGUGGACAGCAGUAAACAGACUCAAAGACUAGUUGGUUGUGGAGAUCACUGCAGAGAGGGCAGUGAUGUUUAAUAAUAUGAUGCCCUAUGAUUCAUAUGUUGCUAAUUUGAAAGAAAACAUUUUUUUGGAUGCUGUGGUCGUGUGAAAUUGUCUUAACCAAAUUCUCUUCCUGAGUACAGCAAUUGUACAUAGCUAGCCCCCAGAGACUUCAUACUGUAUUGUUAGGGGCACUGGUGGACACAGACUUACAGUAUUUUUUUUUCUGUUGUGAUGAUUCGAAACACAGUGCAGCCGAACUUGUUUGGGAGAGCCCCUGUCAGUUUUUGUAUCACAUGAAAAUAACCCUGCUGCAGGUCAGAUGUGUUGGUUCAUUAACAGGCUGGGGUACAACCCUGUUUAGCCAGAGAUUUGCCCAGUUGAGGCAAAGUAAAUAAGCACAACAAUCACCCAUUGAUCACUCAGAGUUCACCCAAUUGCACAAUGCAGCAGAGCUUCUGCACUGAAAGGUUAAGACCUGCAAAGGGCCAAAUUUUGUUGGCAGCAGAACCCAAAUCAAAUUUGCAUUCCUGAGAAAGUUUCCUCUUUGAACUGAGAGGUUUUCACAUCUUAAAAGUAAAAAAUAUCUUUAGCCUGCCUCACGGCCCAUAAAUCAGAUGAUCUAGUUCCUCCAGAGACUACAGGAUCUUCUUUAAUAUCUUCCUCUAUCUUUUUACAAUAACAAUACUAAUUAUUAGAGAUGUAGAUUUUUAUUUUGUAGAGUGUCAAAUUUAACAAUUCCUUUAAAAAGCUCUAAAAUUGUUUGCUAUCCUAUGGUUAAUUUCAUUUUGAGUUUUUAAAAAGGGCAAUGAUUAAAAUAUGUUUGACACAGUGAUAACUUUUCUGGUCUACUGCUGCCAGCGGUUUAUUGUUGUCUCUUUUUAAAGCAUGACUCUUCCAUGGCAUCGGCAUUGCUUCAAACAUUAAUACUGGUAAUUCUUUUUAACUGUACGGUGACACAAGAUGAUCAUCUGAAUAAAAUUAAUGGUGCUUUCAAAGUGAAA